AGGGUUCCAAAUCUUAUUGGGGGCAGUUUUGUUGACUCGAAAUCAUCUACAUUCAUCGAUGUGAUAAACCCUGCAACACAAGAAGUUGUGUCACAACUUCCUUUGACUACAGAUGAAGAGUUUAAAGCCGCAGUAUCUGCAGCUAAAAGAGCUUUUCCAUCAUGGCGUAAUACUCCAGUCACAACUCGCCAACGUGUUAUGCUGAAAUUCCAGGAGCUUAUACGCAGAGAUAUGGAUAAACUCGCUCUGAACGUUACCACCGAACAAGGAAAGACAUUGAAGGAUGCACAAGGAGAUGUAUUCCGUGGGUUAGAGGUGGUGGAACAUGCUUGUGGGAUGGCAACUUUACAAAUGGGGGAGUAUGUUUCUAAUGUAUCGCAUGGAAUUGAUACGUACAGCAUUAGAGAGCCACUUGGUGUUUGUGCUGGGAUAUGUCCUUUCAACUUUCCUGCAAUGAUUCCCUUGUGGAUGUUCCCAGUGGCAGUUACUUGUGGGAACACCUUCGUUCUAAAGCCAUCAGAAAAAGAUCCAGGUGCUGCUGUAAUGCUUGCAGAAUUAGCAUUGGAGGCUGGUCUGCCUGAAGGCGUCUUGAAUAUUGUUCACGGAACCAAUGGUAUUGUAAAUGCUAUUUGUGAUGACGACGACAUCAAAGCUGUAUCUUUUGUUGGUUCAAAUGUUGCUGGAAUGCAUAUAUAUUCAAGAGCAUCAGCUAAAGGAAAACGUGUUCAAUCUAAUAUGGGAGCAAAAAAUCAUGCAAUUGUCAUGCCUGAUGCCAACGUUGAUGCUACUGUGAACGCUUUAGUUGCUGCUGGCUUUGGUGCAGCAGGACAAAGGUGUAUGGCUCUCAGCACAGUUGUUUUUGUUGGAGGAUCAAAACCAUGGGAAUCUAUAUUAGCGGAGCGUGCCAAUGCACUCAAAACGAGUGUUGGAACUGAUCCAGAUGCAGACCUUGGUCCAGUCAUCAGUAAACAGGCAAAGGAGCGCAUACACAAAUUAAUUCAAUCUGGUGUUGAAAGUGGGGCCAGACUGCUGCUUGAUGGAAGAAAUUUAGUGGUUCCAGGCUAUGAAUCUGGCAAUUUUAUUGGCCCAACCAUCUUAUCAGAUGUCGGUGCGAACAUGGAGUGCUACAAGGAGGAAAUUUUUGGCCCAGUUCUUCUUUUCAUGGAGGCUGACAGUUUGGAAGAGGCCAUAAACAUUGUAAACAGAAACAAAUAUGGAAAUGGUGCUUCUAUAUUUACUACAUCUGGUGUUGCAGCAAGGAAGUUUCAGACCGAGAUUGAAGCUGGACAGGUUGGCAUCAAUGUUCCGAUUCCAGUUCCAUUGCCCUUUUUCUCAUUUACUGGCAACAAGGCAUCAUUUGCCGGAGAUCUCAAUUUCUAUGGGAAGGCUGGGGUUAACUUUUAUACUCAGAUUAAAACAGUGACUCAGCAAUGGAAGGAUUCUGCUGGUGGCAGCAGAAUUAACUUGGCAAUGCCGACCUCUCAAAAAUCUUGAUGAAACACUGUAUAGUAGUUAAAUUUGGAUCCCUGGAAGCAUUUCAUAUUUUAGAGGGUGAAAUAGAGGCAGAUAAAAUAGAAGAGUGACCUUCGAUUCUGUCGGACAUAUAUAAGCACAGGUGAAAUC
This is a messenger RNA of Neltuma alba, 1623 nucleotides long. RefSeq names its product methylmalonate-semialdehyde dehydrogenase [acylating], mitochondrial. Gene Ontology annotation, molecular function: methylmalonate-semialdehyde dehydrogenase (acylating, NAD+) activity. Gene Ontology annotation, cellular component: mitochondrion. NCBI's taxonomy places the organism in Eukaryota, Viridiplantae, Streptophyta, Magnoliopsida, Fabales, Fabaceae. The transcript is spliced from 17 exons. Gene Ontology annotation, biological process: L-valine catabolic process; thymine catabolic process. The coding region runs from base 199 to 1494 and encodes 431 amino acids. The record is from RefSeq and is a predicted model, not a curated record.